GUUUUUUAUUAAAUUUAUACACACCGCGUUUGUUUUUGUGCUCGCUCGCGGUGUUUGUGUGCGUGUGCGAUCCGAUCGGGAUUAGUGGGUGUUUAUUCGGUCAUCUUGGGGUUAGAUUAGUGUCUGAUUAUCUUGUCGGAACGACGUGCACUCGGUCCUUCACGACAUAUGAAUGGUCGCUGGUAAAGUAAAUACAAAUAAAACCCAAACUAAACUUGUGGUAUGGUCGGGUGUGCUUCGAUGGUGUUUAUAAAUAGUUGUAUUUCACACGCAGGAGGGGAAAAAAAAAAUAAUUAAAGUUUGAAUAUGUAUGUUUAUAUGUUUUGAAGAUAAACACACGCACUAAUGUUCAGCUUUCGUUUUUGUGAAUAUUUUGAGAAUGAAUCGAAAGCUACACAUCGACUGACAUGAGGUGUGUUUUCAUAAUCAGGUUCCUCUGAAGAAGAACAUCAUGCAGAGUACGGCGAACUACCUGUGGCUGAUCUCAGACCUGCUGGGUCAAGGGGCCACGGCUAACGUGUACCGCGGCAGACACAAGAAAACAGGUGACCUCUACGCCGUCAAGGUCUUCAACAACCUGAGCUUCCUGCGACCUCUGGACGUGCAGAUGAGAGAGUUUGAGGUGCUGAAGAAACUCAACCACAAGAACAUCGUCAAGCUUUUCGCCGUCGAGGAGGAGUCAAACACACGGCACAAGGUCUUGGUUAUGGAAUACUGUCCAUAUGGCAGUCUGUACACAGUACUGGAGGAGCCAUCUAAUGCUUACGGUCUCCCUGAAGACGAGUUCCUCAUCGUGCUGCAAGAUGUUGUGGCUGGAAUGAACCACCUGCGGGAGUACGGAAUAGUCCACCGGGACAUUAAGCCAGGGAACAUCAUGCGUGUGAUCGGGGAAGACGGACGCUCUGUAUACAAACUUACAGAUUUCGGGGCAGCGAGAGAGCUGGAAGAUGAUGAACAGUUUGUGUCGUUGUAUGGGACAGAGGAGUACCUGCAUCCGGACAUGUACGAGCGGGCCGUGUUGAGAAAAGACCACCAGAAGAAGUACGGCGCCACGGUGGACCUGUGGAGCAUUGGCGUCACGUUCUACCACGCGGCUACGGGCAGCCUGCCGUUCCGACCUUUCGAAGGACCUCGAAGGAACAAGGAAGUUAUGUAUAAGAUCAUUACCGAGAAGCCCUCGGGAACCAUCUCAGGACAGCAGAAGUUUGAGAACGGCAAGAUCGAGUGGAGCACAGAGAUGCCGGUGUCCUGCAGCCUCUCUAAAGGCCUACAGAGUCUGCUAACGCCCGUUCUGGCCAACAUUUUGGAGGCAGACCAGGAGAAGUGCUGGGGAUUUGACCAGUUCUUUGCCGAGACCAGCGACAUCCUGCACCGCAUGGUGGUUUACGUCUUCAGCCUACAGCAAGCCACGCUACACCACGUCUACAUCCACAUGUACAACACAGCCACACUUUUUCAGGACCUGCUCUUCAGACGCACAAACAUCAGCCCUCCCAAUCAGGAGCUCCUGUACGAGGGCCGACACCUCACGCUGGACUCCAACAGACAGGCGCAGACGUUCCCACGCACCAGCAGGGACAAUCCCAUCAUGCUCCUCAGCAAGGAACUAGUCAAUACCGUUGGGCUCAUCUUCGAAGACCCGAGCCCUCCUAAAGUGCAGCCACGGUACGAUCUGGACUUGGAUGCCAGCUAUGCUAAGACGUUUGCCGGUGACGUGGGCCAUCUGUGGAAAACCUCCGAGUCGUUACUCGUCUAUCAGGAGUUGGUGAGGAAAGGAGUGAGGGGUCUCAUAGAGUUGAUGAAGGAGGACUUCAAGGAGGCGGCGCAUAAGAAAGCUGAGGUUUUCCACAUGUGUAACCACUGCAGUCAAACCCUGGAGAAGACCGAACAGCUAUGUGGAGCAUUAAUGCAGGGAAACAUGUUAUCAGCCGAUUAUGAUGAAAUCACGGACUUGCACAAGAAAGUGAUGAGACUGUCUAACUCACUAGGCUCCAUGGAUCAGACCAUGCAAGACCUCAAAAACAAAUUCCUUCCCGGAGGAAUGAUGACAGAUACAUGGACACAGCAAGUGGGCACACAUCCUGAAGACAGAAAUGUGGAGAAAAUCAAAGUUCUUCUCGACGCCAUUACAGCCAUCUAUCAGCAGUUCAAGAAGGACAAAGCUGAGCGACGUCUACCUUACAACGAAGAACAAAUCCACAAAUUUGACAAGCAGAAGCUGGUGUAUCACGCCACCAAAGCCCGCACCCUGUUCACAGACGAGUGUGCGAUGAAGUAUCGACUCUUCAUCUCCAAGAGCGAGGAGUGGAUGAGGAAGGUGCAUCACGUUAGGAAGCAGCUGCUGUCCCUGAACAACCAGUUUCUCAAUAUGGAACAGGAAGUGACCGUGAUCAUGCAGCGUGUGUACAAGAUUCAGGAGCAGCUUCCACAGAAGAUCAUGCCCAUCACAUCGAGCGGCAUCAAGCCCCAGGCUUACCUCAGCCAGAGCACUCUCGUGGAAAUGACGGCGGGGAUGAAGAAAUUGAAAGAGGAGAUGGAAGGAGUGGUCAAAGAGCUGGCAGAAAACAAUCUCUUCCUGGAGAGGUUUGGCACUCUGACAGUAGAUGGUGGACUGAGAAACGUGGACAGAAUCUGAAAGCACAGCUACAAGAAAGAAAGAAAUAGUUCAGAUAAAAAAAGAAAAGAAAAGAAAAAAAAGAAAUGAAAUGGUCUGCAUUGAUUUUUUUUUUUUUUUUUUUUUUUUUUUUUUGGGCUUAAACUAUUCCUUUAAAGCCACGGUUUAUUUGAAGGGAUAAAUAAGAUUUGCCAAAUAUAUAUUUCUGUAUAUAUGUUAAUGUAAAUACUGGUCAUCGAGAGAGGUUUUAUUUCACUGUCGUUGUUUUUUUCCCCCUCCCCCUUUUCUUAAUUCUCUCUGUAAGUUAAAUAGGAGCAGCCUGCUUUUAAGCCUGAUGUCCCGCUUAUCUUGACGUCUAUCCACCUGUGCUUGUAUCCCAUCCAUUUAUUAUUUUUAUUUCCCUCCCCCGCACUUCAUUUUUCUAAGGCGCAUACGAUACGACCUUUGGAUAAUUAGACUGUAUUCUGUAUUCGUCUCUGAAUGCCGCACACGCGCAACAUUAAAGACUGCAAACCUGC
Molecule: messenger RNA, 3132 nt
Organism: Ictalurus punctatus (channel catfish)
Lineage: Eukaryota; Metazoa; Chordata; Actinopteri; Siluriformes; Ictaluridae
Gene: tbk1
Product: TANK-binding kinase 1
Exons: 21
Coding region: 452-2635 (727 amino acids)
Biological process (GO): peptidyl-serine phosphorylation
Cellular component (GO): cytoplasm
Molecular function (GO): protein serine/threonine kinase activity; ATP binding
Source: RefSeq, a predicted model, not a curated record